AUGGCUGCCAAUAUCUCCAAGAAGCGUAAAUUCGUCGCUGAUGGUGUCUUUUACGCUGAAUUGAACGAACUAUUACAGCGUGAAUUGUACGGUGAUGGCUACUCUGGUGUUGAAGUGCGUGUGACGCCCAUGCGCACUGAAAUCAUCAUCCGUGCGACUCGUACCCAGGAGGUCUUGGGGGAAAAGGGACAGCGUAUUCGUGCACUCACGUCCGUUGUGCAAAAGCGUUUCAACUUUCCCGAUGGAGCCGUGGAACUUUACGCUGAGCGUGUCGCCAAUCGUGGUCUGUGCUCGCAAGCUCAGGCUGAAUCACUCAAGUAUCGUCUACUUGGCGGUCUGGCUGUGCGUCGUGCGUGUUACUCGGUCGUUCGCUUUAUUAUGGAAGCUGGUGCUAAAGGUGUCCAGGUUGUUGUGUCGGGCAAGUUGCGUGCUCAACGUGCCAAGGCUAUGAAGUUUAAUGAAGGCUACAUGGUCAAGACUGGUAAUGCUUCACAGGAGUACGUGGACACGGCUGUACGUCACGUAUUGAUGCGUCAAGGUGUUCUUGGUGUCAAGGUGUCUAUCAUGCUGCCGCAUGACCCGACGGGUAAACAAGGUCCCAAGCGUGCACUGGAUGAUGUUGUCACGAUCCUUGAACCAAAGGAAGAAGUCUAUCGUCCGUACGUGGAACCUACGACUCCUGUAGUACCUGCUGCUGUUCCUGUAGUAGCUGUGCCCGUGGACCCCGUGUACCAACCAAGUGCUUAA
Molecule: messenger RNA, 747 nt
Organism: Peronospora farinosa
Lineage: Eukaryota; Oomycota; Peronosporomycetes; Peronosporales; Peronosporaceae
Source: the annotation of a GenBank genome assembly